AUGCUGGAAGCCCGUUUGUUUCAGGCACCCGACCAGCAUUAUGCAUGCAGCGCCGCACGUUUCGUUUCGUUUCGCUGUGUCUACGUUUACACCACACCCUUCGCAUGAAUGCAUGAAUUGCAAUGCCAUGCAACGCCACGCGGCCCCGGUCCAGGCUCCACAUCCACCACCACUUUUCUCUUUCUUCAGUCUGUCUGUUUUUGCACGGCGUUCUACCGGCUCGGGUUGGGAUGAUUGAACAUCUUUUCUUCUCUCAUGUUUUGCGCAGGCUCUUGCACGUUGCUGCACUGCCUCGCGUGGCGUUCCUCAGGCGUUCAACAUACUGGGUCCCUGUGGGGGCUACGAUACCCUUUCGUUUUCUUUCCUCAUCCGUUCGAGUCAUGUCUUGCUAUUUGCAAAAUUCGCUCUUGCUCUUUACACGAAAAUUGCUUUCCCGCAUAUUGCGCACACAGUACGGUUCCGUUCUGCAUGGACGCUGUCUUAAUGAAUCUGGUUAUGAUAUCCCUCGUCUAGUUGGUCCUAGUCUACACAUGGCCUCUAAUUCCGUUAGUAUACCUAGUGUUGUAGUAUGCCCCGUAGAAGGUGGCGAGAAUUUCAUCUAAUAUUUGCUUGAGAGUCGGGGCAAGUCGCCAUCUGCUGU
Paraphaeosphaeria sporulosa is the source of this 640-nucleotide messenger RNA. RefSeq lists its product as uncharacterized. NCBI's taxonomy places the organism in Eukaryota, Fungi, Ascomycota, Dothideomycetes, Pleosporales, Didymosphaeriaceae. Bases 123 to 602 code for a protein of 159 amino acids. The transcript has a single exon. The record is from RefSeq and is a predicted model, not a curated record.